UAGAUAGUUUUGACCUAGACAGAGGGUGACAUAGAGAGAGAGAGAGAGAGAGAGAGAGAGAGAGAGAGAUUCAGAGAUCCGAAGAGAUGAGUGAUAGGGUUUCUGGAAAGGUGAAGUGGUUCAAUGACCAGAAGGGUUUCGGUUUCAUAACCACCGACGAUGGCGGCGAGGAUCUCUUUGUGCAUCAAUCCUCCAUCCGAUCUGAUGGCUUUCGCAGCCUCGGCGAAGGUGAGUCCGUCGAAUUCGUUAUCGAAUCCGAUCCCGAUGGACGCACCAAGGCCGUCGAUGUCACUGGCCCUGACGAAUCAUCUGUUCAGGGUAGCCGACGCGCCGCUCCUCCUGGCGGUGGAGGCAGGGGCUACGGCGGAGGACGCGGUGGCGGUGGUGGACGAGGUGGCGGAAGAGGUGGAUAUGGAGGCGGCGGCGGCGGCGGUGGAGGAGCGGCUUGCUACAACUGUGGUGAGUCGGGUCACAUAGCUAGGGACUGUUACCAAGGAAGUGGCGGCGGUGGAGGCGGAGGUGGAAGAUACGGAGGCGGUGGCGGAGGAUACGGAGGAGGAGGAGGCGGCGGCGGAGGGAGCUGCUACAACUGUGGGGAGUCCGGGCAUUUUGCUAGGGACUGCCCUUCCAAUGCUCGUUAACCUAAUAGUAUGGUGUUGAAUGUCUCUGCCCAUUCCUUUUGUGGUUCUAUUGGAUGGGUCGGGGCUUGGUCUUGUGUUUUGUGGGUCCUUUUCGUAUUCUGAUUUGAAGAUUAUGCUUUAAAACGAGGGUUAGGGUUUUUCAUGAUGGGUCUUUCUAGUUGUGGCUUCUCUGGGCUUCUUUAAAUUAUAAGCAAUUAGUUGUUCGGUUUUUGUUUUUUUUUUUGGGCGUAGUGAAAUGGAGAGGGCUUUUGUUAAGUUCUGAAAUCAUUGACUAUAUACUCUGUUUCCUAGUGUUAAUUUAUACACAUCAUGGACAAAAUCUGCUCUGCCUUA
Molecule: messenger RNA, 974 nt
Organism: Gastrolobium bilobum
Lineage: Eukaryota; Viridiplantae; Streptophyta; Magnoliopsida; Fabales; Fabaceae
Product: cold shock protein 2-like
Exons: 1
Coding region: 87-641 (184 amino acids)
Molecular function (GO): zinc ion binding; nucleic acid binding
Source: RefSeq, a predicted model, not a curated record